Messenger RNA from Schistocerca serialis cubense, 582 nucleotides. Its product is annotated as translation initiation factor IF-2-like. Lineage: Eukaryota; Metazoa; Arthropoda; Insecta; Orthoptera; Acrididae. The record is from RefSeq and is a predicted model, not a curated record. The transcript is spliced from 2 exons. Bases 1 to 582 code for a protein of 193 amino acids.
AUGACAGUGAAUAGUGACUCUGCGUCUGGUGUAGUGUGCAAGGCAAUGCAUCAACCUCUUUUAAGUGAAAAAGACACUUGUGCUAUUAAAAUUCUAAGGCGGCAAUCUGUCACCAACACCGACUUGCCGUACGCUCUGGCUACUUUUACCCACACUGAAGUGACUUUUCCCCACCUACUACGAGGUGCAGGUUCGCAGUCGGACGUGCGCGUGACAGCUGCCCGCAGCGUGAGGAGCGCGCCCGCCCGCCUGUAUCCGCAGAGGGCUGCCGCGGCCGCCCGCAGUACGCCAGGCACUCGGCAUCGCGCCGCGGGGAACCGGACGCGGCUUCCCGAAGCAAUUUCCGGCGCACCUGUCCCGGCCGAUCGGCCGGUUAUCCGCCGGCCCGCCUCCGCCUCCGGCUCCGCCCCCGCAGCCGCCGCCCCCGUUUUACAGCCGCCGCCACUGACUUUACGAGCCGCCGGCGGGGCUCCACUCACGACCGCGUCGCCUGCGUCCCCACCCCCACACCACCCCCAGCCUCCCUCGCCAUCCCACCCCCGCCGCCCCCCGCCGGCCACUGCGCUCAAGAACCGAGAUUGA